Molecule: messenger RNA, 3137 nt
Organism: Penicillium subrubescens
Lineage: Eukaryota; Fungi; Ascomycota; Eurotiomycetes; Eurotiales; Aspergillaceae
Product: serine/threonine protein kinase SAT4
Exons: 2
Coding region: 528-2114 (528 amino acids)
Biological process (GO): protein phosphorylation; intracellular signal transduction; intracellular monoatomic cation homeostasis
Molecular function (GO): protein serine/threonine kinase activity; ATP binding
Source: RefSeq, a predicted model, not a curated record
GCCACUUUUCCUUCCUCUCUUCUUUCUUUCUUCUUUUCUUUUUGGCAACUCGUGCAUUAUAUAUUCUAUCAGACAUACCCCUCGGGGCGUAUGAUCUCGAAUUUAUUGCUCUGGAUAUAUACAUUAUUAUCUCUUUUUCUUCGAAGCCCUUGACCGUACUUAAGCGUGCCAAUUUUCCCUUUGGACUUUUACUCCUUCCGCUCGCACUUCGGCCACCACCUGCGAAGUCGCUGUCGUCACUUGUACACACCUCGUUGCCUCAGGCCACCACAGGCAACCCACACCACUUUUUUUCCGCCGCCGACCUCAACCUCUCCUCAUCCUUCUUCCAAGAAACAGCGAGAUUUCACGAGCGCAUCGGUUGCUAUCCCGCAGCUUUGAGCUUCGUGCGAGCUACGCUCGUCUCUUCUCUUUCUCCUCCUACCGGGGUUGACGUGUGACUCUUUUAAUCCACUCUCCUCUUCCUUCUCCGGUCUCUCUCUAUCACUUCUCCCUCCUUCCUCCUCCCCCCAAAAGAUCCACCGCACAUGACUCCGCUUUCUCCCUCACCUGUUCCGUCCGCAGUCUCCUCAGCCGCAGCUUCUCAAUAUUCACACGACCCUCGGGAUGGAGACCAUUCGGUAACACGAGCCCUGGCGGGCAUGAACCUGUCCGCGCCGAACGGGGACAUGCUCCCUCCGCCGGCCUCACCGGCCGCGAAACCUACCACUAAAGGCAACAUGGCCUCUCGCCUUUCUCGCAUGUUCUCGAGUUCAGGGAAACAGACCCCGACUCGGGACCACGACGUUGCCCACCGCGAUCUCUCCGACAGCAGCAUGGAGAGCGUUCAGCCACUGAAUGGCAAAGAAAAGCCCAACUCCAAGACAUCCUCCCGCGCAAACUCAAGACCCUCCUCUCGCACUCCCUCCCGACAGCCAUCACUCAAAAACGAGCCCGUGGACAACCAAAAGAAGAAGCCCGCCAACUCCAAGGACGGGAAAGAUUGCGCCCCACCACACAAGCGCUUCGAGGUUCUUCCCGAAGGCACCGGCACCCACGUUCAUAACCUUCGAAGCGCCCGACGACAGGAGAAGCUUACCGACCUCCUCAGAGACAUGCUGGGCGGCGGAAGGAAAAAGGGCGACGACCAGGCUGAUGAGCAGCAGCUCUCGCUGAUGUCGACCUGGAUCGACCAGUUCAAAAACGAGCGCGAUAAGCUGGCCGCUGAUAAGAAGGGUGGACCCAACGCGACCGCGUCCCUCGUGGACAAAUACGGAAAAUGCCAGGAGAUUGUCGGUCGUGGUGCCUUCGGUAUCGUCCGCAUCUCUCACAAGGUGGAUCCGACCGACUCCAAGUGCGAGCAGCUCUACGCUGUCAAGGAGUUCCGCCGCCGCCCUCAAGAAACCGCCAAGAGGUAUCAAAAGCGCCUGACCUCCGAAUUCUGUAUCUCCUCAUCACUUCGCCACCCGAACGUCAUUCACACCCUCGACCUGUUGCAAGACGCCAAGGGAGAUUACUGCGAAGUCAUGGAGUACUGCGCCGGUGGCGAUCUCUACACCCUCGUCCUGGCAGCUGGCAAACUCGAAGUCGCCGAAGCAGACUGCUUCUUUAAACAAUUGAUGCGCGGCGUCGAGUACAUGCACGAAAUGGGCGUCGCCCACCGCGACUUGAAGCCUGAGAACCUACUGCUCACCACUCACGGCGCCUUGAAGAUUACCGAUUUCGGCAACGGCGAAUGCUUCCGAAUGGCCUGGGAAAAGGAAGCGCACAUGACCGCCGGUUUGUGCGGCUCUGCACCUUACAUCGCGCCCGAGGAGUACAUCGAGAAGGAGUUCGACCCGCGCGCUGUGGAUCUCUGGGCCACUGGUGUAAUUUACAUGGCCAUGCGAACUGGUCGGCAUCUGUGGCGCGUUGCGCGCAAGGACGAAGACGAGUUCUACCAGCGUUAUUUGGAGGGCCGGAAACAUGAAGAUGGAUAUGCGCCAAUUGAGACGCUGCAUCGGGCUCGUUGUCGAAACGUGAUCUACUCUAUUCUUGAUCCCAACCCCUCUCGGCGCAUCAAUGCCUCCCAGGUCCUCAAGUCUGAAUGGGUCCGACAGAUCAAACUGUGCAAGGCUGGUGAGGAAGGAUUCUAACAGACCGGCCGCACAUCUUCCGGCUGGGUUGACGCAAAAUGGCAAGAAAAACAGCAUUGUCAUGUCAAUCCCAUCCAGGGAUUACGAGUAACGAGAAAGUAAAAGACGACGGAAUGGAGGACACAACCUAAUUGAGAAAGGUUUCCGAUUUCCACUCCAACCAGUACUAUUCUUCACACCCUUCCUUGAAUUUUGUAUUUCGUUGGUUAAAAGAAGGACGAUUUGGAUAUGUCUUUCUUCAUGGAUAGUUCUCAGUGUCACAGAAGGAGGAACUUUUGAAUUCCCUUACAACCCGAUACUCCUGAUAGACCAAGGAGGCCCUUUGAUCUUGAGUCUUUCUUAUCUUCAUACUUCCCACCUCCCUCUCCCUCAUCUUCAUCUCCUCUUUCUCCCUCAUUCUUGUUCCCGUUCUUUACCAAUGUCCACUUUUCUUGGUCAUGUUUCGGCGUAUGUUUUACUUCGUGUUCAUCGAUUAGCUUCUCUUUUUUUACCUCUUUUCUUGUCGGUUGCGGGAUUUGCCAUGGAUUUCUACGCUAAUGCAACGAAGACUCAUGACUUUUUCUUUUUUCUAUAUCUCUCAUACUCCUCAUUUCAUUUUCAUGGUGGGUUUUCUUCACUUUUCGUGUCUUAUUGCGGUGGCAGCAUGUUUGACUGGGGUUUGUCAGGCGUUGACUUUGGUGGUAUAUGGGUUUUUGGGUGUUUGUACCGUUAUGAUGAAUGUUUGAUUUGAUUGGAGCUGCCCUGUCCGGUUAUGAUGUUGGAGCUUGAGCUCUAUGAGAAGGGAUAUGCUGGCAAACACAACACAACGCAACACCUACAUCCACUUCUCAGUCCAGCUCUGGUUCCGCAGGCUACGCUACGCUCCUGGAAAGGACCUACCUACACUACAUACUGGUCCGGCCGAGUUGACACUGCACAUUUUCACUCGUUUGCAUUGAGAUGUGGCGACACAUGGAUAUACUAUACUAUAUCAUCAAUGAGCUUUUGUUUAUACAUAGGCUCAAUAUCAAGAUUGAAUUCAAC